Danaus plexippus (monarch butterfly) is the source of this 7263-nucleotide messenger RNA. Its product is annotated as polyamine-transporting ATPase 13A3-like. Gene Ontology annotation, biological process: polyamine transmembrane transport; intracellular calcium ion homeostasis. The transcript has 19 exons. Gene Ontology annotation, molecular function: P-type transmembrane transporter activity; ATP binding; ATP hydrolysis activity. Bases 435 to 3695 code for a protein of 1086 amino acids. Gene Ontology annotation, cellular component: membrane. NCBI's taxonomy places the organism in Eukaryota, Metazoa, Arthropoda, Insecta, Lepidoptera, Nymphalidae. The record is from RefSeq and is a predicted model, not a curated record.
UCACUUACAAGUUGUAGAAGGUGUGAUGUGAGAGCGCGAUUUUAUAUUACGGGAUUAAGUUCCUAUAAUUUGUUUGAAAUGAGGUAGCAGAAGUGAAUAAAAAAUAUAACUAAUUAACAGCUAAUUAUUAUGCCUUAAGUUCAGUGUAACAAUUGAGAAUUACAAAUUUUCCGGGAAUGCUGAAUAUGACCAAGGAUUCUGUUGGAAAUGUGGAGCAAUGAUAAUGCAAACACGAUGUUAUAUGCUAUCGCCACAGCCAACAGCUAUCCCCGGUAAGGAAUGCAGACCGUGUUGUUCAUGUUCCAGAUGAAUACGAAGUUAUUGGUGAAGCGCAAUGGCAAUUAUUGGAAAAUACGCCGGAAGACCAGGUCGUCAAGAUAUAUGGAUUGGAAUAUUCGAAAUUUCGCGCCUUCGUGUUCCAUUCGGUGUGCGCGAUGUUUUGCGGACUGCCGUAUUUCGUGCUAUCCUACUAUCCAAAAUUACACGGCUUGAAAUACGUGAAAUGCAGUUUGAGAACGGCUAAGAAAUUAUGCUUAACGGAAGGUGAAGAUAAGUUUUAUAUCGAGAAGGUUCAUGAAAUGGAUCUGAAUCUCGCCAACCUUCGGGAUAACAAGCUGCGAUAUUUUAUUUUCGAGCACAGCCGAUAUGUCUGGCUUAAAGAUAGUGGAAGUUUCGUGAAUGUUUCGUCUCUGAACGAAAAACUUACUGUUAAUUUGCUCAUGGACACUUUGAAUGGUAUCAAUAAGAGACAGCAAAAUGAACUUAUGAAAUUAUAUGGUUAUAAUUCUGUGGAAGUCGAAGUGAAGAACUAUUGGACGUUAUUCGUCAAUGAAGUGUUCAACCCAUUUUAUUUAUUUCAAAUAUUUUCUAUUAUCCUGUGGUCGUUGGACGAGUAUUAUCAGUAUGCGACAUGCGUUUUCCUCCUUUCUGCUACCUCGUGUAUGAUGGCACUAUACCAGACCAAACAGAUGAGUAGAAACCUGCAUCGCAUGGCCGGUUCGACUAGUUCGUUCACGGUGACUGUACUCCGACCGACCAAGCACGGCCGCGAGGAGUGUGUUGUGAACGCGAGCCGCUUGGUGCCUGGUGACGUCAUGGUGCUGCCCCCUGACGGAUGCGUCAUGCCAUGCGACGCCAUGCUGGUCACCGGCACGUGCAUAGUCAACGAAUCCAUGCUGACCGGUGAGAGUGUGCCCGUAAUGAAGGGCCCACCAUCCGUUUCCCAAGAGGUUUAUUCGACAGAAACCCAUAAACGGCACACACUCUUCGCCGGGACUUAUGUCAUUCAAACCAGAUUCUAUGGUAACCAUCAGGUUCUAGCUAAAGUCGUACGGACAGGUUUCUACACAGCCAAAGGAGAAUUGAUAAAGAGUAUUUUAUUCCCGAAACAAUUUGAUUUCCAAUUCUACAAGGAUGCUGUUAAGUUCGUUAUAUUCAUGUUCUGCAUCGCCGCCAUCGGCAUGGGAUAUUCCAUUUGGCUCUACGUUGUCAGAGGUAGUCCAAUUGGCACGAUAAUUCUUCGUACUCUGGAUAUAAUAACGAUAGUGGUACCACCAGCGCUACCGGCAGCCAUGACCGCUGGUAUCGUGUACAGUCAGCAACGACUUAAGAGGAACAAAGUAUUUUGUGUGUCACCACCAAGGAUCAUUAUCUGUGGCAAACUACAGGUCAUGUGCUUUGAUAAGACGGGGACUCUGACUGAGGACGGCCUGGAUCUUUAUGCGGUGAUUCCCCACAACAGAGGCGAGAAAUUCGGUCAUUGUGUUGAGAAUGUCUCCGCACUACAGAAUAAGAGUCCGCUGGUACAAGCGCUGGCUUCAUGUCAUUCACUCACAAGUAUACAGGGACAGCUGAAAGGAGAUCCCUUGGAUUUGAAGAUGUUUGAAUUCACUCAAUGGGAUCUUGAGGAGCCAGGUCCAGAGAACACGAGAUACGACAACCUGACACCAGCUAUUGUGAAACCAAAAACAACACCAAACAUGGAUUUGCAAAAUUUGGAAUCAUAUGACCCUUUCACUAUGGAAAUGGAGGUGCCCUAUGAGAUUGGUCUGAUACGGAGAUUCCACUUCUCAUCGUCUCAACAAUCUAUGGGCGUCAUAGCCAGAAUACUCGGGAAGCCGCAAAUGGUGUAUUACGUGAAGGGUGCCCCAGAGAAGAUAGCUGGAAUGUGUGACCCAGCGUCCUUACCAGAUAAUUUCAGUACAAUCCUUAACGAUUACACGUCUAACGGCUUCCGUGUUAUCGGCCUUGCAUUCAAAACAUUAGAUCGGAAGAUGAAAUGGACUGAGACACAGCGUGUUAAGAGGGAGACUCUGGAAUGUGAUAUGACGUUUCUAGGCUUUCUAGUCAUGCAAAAUAGCCUUAAACCGGAAACAACGCAUAUUAUUAAAGACCUACACGCGGCUAAUAUGAGACAGAUCAUGGUUACCGGGGAUAACAUAAUGACGGCCAUGUCUGUAGCCCGUGGAUGUAACAUGGUCCAGCCCCAUCAGAAACUCCUGUUGGUAACCCUGGGCCCACAACAAACGACUGAUACCAGACCGCCGCUCGCUAUGGAGGUAGUUGGUGAGGGCUGUCCUCCAAAACUGUCUAUAGAUGCCUAUAUAUGGGCAUUGGAAGGAAAGACAUGGACCGUUAUUCGUACACACUAUCCUGAACUCUUGCCUUCUGUCAUUAAUAAAGGGAUGGUGUUCGGUCGUUUCGGUCCUGAUCAAAAAACCCAGUUGGUGACAGCCCUCCAGGCGGAAGGUCUCAUAGUGGGGAUGUGCGGGGACGGAGCCAACGACUGCGGCGCUCUAAAAGCUGCCCACGUGGGUGUAUCACUCUCAGAGGCUGAUGCAUCGGUUGCGGCUCCAUUUACAUCGCAAGAACAGAACAUAAGAUGUGUGAAAUUGCUGGCACUGGAAGGUCGUUGUGCUCUGAGCACGUCCUUCGCUAUCUUCAAAUAUAUGGCUCUCUAUUCCCUCAUACAGUUCUUCUCCAUUCUUAUAUUGUAUAAUUUCUACUCAAUCCUGGGCAACAAUCAGUUCCUAUACAUUGACUUAGUUCUAACAACUCUGCUAGCAUUAUCUCUAGGCAGAGCGUCUCCCGGCCCGAUACUUACAAAACAAUCACCACCCGUGUCUCUAGUUGCUAUGACAAGUAUAUUACCACUGAUUAUUCAAGUUGUGGUAGUUCUUAUUAUACAGCUAGCAUCGAUUUAUCUGCUGCAAUCUCAAAUCUGGUUCACGCCAGUUGAAGGUGGUCCGGAUGUCGAACAAGUUUUGUGUUGGGAAAAUACAGUGAUAUUUAUAAUAACGUCAUUCCAGUACUUAAUUAUGGCAUGUGUUUACGCUAAGGGCUGGCCAUUCCGGCAACCUUUCUGUGCUAAUUACUACAUGGUAGUAACAUUAAUGACUCAGGCUGUGUUUGUGACGGUUCUACUUCUCUGUCCCUGGAAGUCGUUGGCUGACUUCAUGGAGAUAGAAGUUAUGAAUUUCGUACAACAAGAACAGAAUAUAUUCAGAGUCUAUCUGUUGCUUAUACCAGUCUUACAUCUCAUAUUGGCCAUCGCUGUUGAGGCCACACUCUCCGACGAGGAUCGUUUCUCGUCUAUAUUCAAGUUUUUUCGUCGUCGGUAUAGAGUGAAGGAAGAUAUUUCCGGCGACGCAGCCUGCCCUCUAUGGCCUCCACGAUCACCCUCCCAUAUAUGCUGACGAGACACACGAACGUGGAUUUUGUCGCAGUGUGUACGUGGCCUUAUGGAUCACGUGAUUUAGUUUAAUGCGGUGUCGUCAUAUAGCAGUCUGCUCGGAAUGAGUUUUCAAGUGGUAACCAAAAUAAUGAUAGUUUCAUGAUUUUUUUAGUUAAUGUUCUCUGAUGUUACGAUCCAAAAUGACCCUUCGUAGAAACAAUUUGGUUUGUGUUAAGAGAGAAUUGCGGUAGAUAUCAAAAUUUUAGCUCCACUAAAAAAUGAGGUAGUUUUACAGUUAAUUUUAAAGUUAAUUAUAAAUUAAUCCAGGGGUUUAAAACUGAUAUAUAAUUAUAUAUGUCCUCAUUAGAGAAAAACAUUUUUAUUUCUAUUAACAUGUCAACUGAUUUAAUUAAUUCGAUGAUAAUUUAUACUGUACUUUUAUUAGCAGGUUUUGAUUUUUGAAGUAACGUUUUUGUAGUUGUAAAUACACGAUUUUUGUCUCAGUCAUUUCUAUCUGUUACCAAACUAAUCAGAAAAUCGAAAAAUUAAUUGAAAAAAUCUUGGAACUCUCAAAAUUACGUUACGUAAAUUACGUAAACUGUGACACAGUUACAUUACGUAAACUGUGACACAGUUAUAGUUCGGACGACUCCUUUAGCGUUGUUAAGUGACAAGUGACAUAUCCAAAUAACUUAAUUUCGUACUUAAGUGGCUAAUAAAUGCAGCAGUUAUUUAUUUUGUAUUCCCUUGUUUUGUUUGUAAAUUAUAUCAUAAUGGGUUGUCUAAUAUCUCCCUUCCGCUUUUUUGCUCUUUGUUCAAUGCUUUAUAAAAAGUGCUACAGUGAUGGGAUUUAGUUUAAAUAUUCGCCUUUUGUUCGAUAAUCUCUUUCCUUGAUUCCUUUCCAGUCCUACCAGCAAUACCUUUCCAGUCCUACACAGCAAAAGCUUUCUGGCCGUCAAUCCCGGCUUGGCCAUUGUUUGGGACUAUUCACCGGCGUUCGACCACGACCGUUUUUACUUGAUAUUUUCGUAUGUAAUCCAUUUUUCGUCGCCAGUCACCAUCCGCUUCAAAAAUGGGUCGAGUUCGUUAUGUUUCAGCAUCAUAUCGCAGGCGUUGAUUAGGUCCAGACUUCAGAAGGAUUUACACGUAUACAACAAUUGAACGCAAUAUCCAAACUAAUCAUGCAUGCCGUCGUUUUGUAGGUUAUGUCGAGACCUUUCAAAUUUUUUUUUUUUGUAAAUGUUUUUACGGCUCUGGAUACGAGUCCUUUUGAGCCUGAGACCUUUCAAAUGAUGUAUUGUAUUGCCAUAUGCGAGCUCUGUAGCGCUUUGUACAUAGCCGCGAAAUAUUCAAAAGACAAAAAGGCGGAAGGGAGAUAGUUGACAACUUAUUAUAUAUGCAGUGAUUAAUUUUAUUAGAUAUUUAUUUUAAUUAUGUAUGAAUUUUUAUUUUUAUAUACAUACAUUUUCAAUAACAACUUUUGUUAUCUGUAAAGCUGAAGGCUCAUAAUGAGAAAUGUGUGGGUUUUAAUAGUGUUUUUUUUUGGUAUCAAGCCAGACGAGAAUAAAUAAAAUAUAUACUGCCAGUGUUAAUUUGUUUUAAAUAUUAACUGGUACAGAUAUAUAAUUAUUAAUUUCUUUUAAUAAGCUAUUAAUUUAAGCACGUAUGUUUUAUUUGCUUGAAUUAUAUAUUUUUUUAAUGUCCUUAUCCUUGUAUACAACUUAUUUGAAACAGUCAUCGACCUGGGCAUGUAGAAAAUAAGCUGUUAUGUUUAAUGAUUCGUUAGAAUUGAUAUACUAACUGUUUUAGUUACAUAGUUAGUAUAUUAAUAAUAAAAAAUUAAAUAAAUUUAAACUUUUUAAAUGGAUGCCAAAUAAAUUCUUAAUGUAUACAUGAAAUUAUUAUUGUAGAAAGAUAUUAUGUGUGCCGGCUAAUGAUUACUUAAUUAUUUUUUUUAACUAAUUGUCUUAAAUAACUUCUUUGAAGAGACAUUUGUGGAAGGUUUUUCAUACUAAAAUCUUUUCUAUGAAAGAAAAAUUAAAUAAUUUUGUCUGAGUGGAAUCCCUAAGGCUGUGUUCUCAGUGUCUCGAUCCAAACUUAAAAUUUAGUUCAUAGAUAUAAAUAUAUAUUUUAAACAUUAAAAUAAAUCGCAACAAUAUAUUAUUCGUGUUUAACAUUUUGAAUGUGAUUAGAAUUGAAAGAUGUUACCCUAAACUUAAAGUAUUAAAUCUUUGUUUUUUUUUUUUUUUUGCUAUAUACAUACUUUUUAUUUGUAUAAUAAUUGUAAAAUCCUAAACUAAAAUGUAAAUUAUAUAAAAAAAAAAACUUGUCUUAAAACCACCAUAUAACUUAUUUUUGUAUGAAAUUUCAUUGUUUUCUUAAUUAUUGGUGGAAUGAAACUAGGGUUGCUAAUUAAUUAUUCGUGUACGACAUUUCGGUCUACGAUACGAUAUGUCGUACGAUGAUCAUGCGACAUCAACAACACUCUUAAAAUACUAAAACUACUUUUAAGAGAUUUACUCAAAUUAUUUUUAAAUAACAUAUUAUGUAUAUUAAAUACAAGUGAGUAAUUUCUUAAAAAUAAUGUUUUAUUAAUGUACUUGUAGAAAGGAGUAGAUUACUUUAGUAAGUAAAAAAUUAAUUUCAUUCUUAUCUCGCAUAUAUUAUGGGUGUAUUUGAUUUAUGUAUCAUUAAUGUUAAAAAAAAUAAUUAUUUUAUUUUUUAAAUAUUGUAUGUACGUACGAGUAGCGUUUCCACGAUCAGUAUUUCUCCUCUAAUAAUUGUACAAAAUAAUCUUUUAUCUAGACAAAUAAAAAAUAUAUAUUUAAUAAAUAAUAGGUGUCUAAAUAUCCAUUUCAUAUAACUAGUACACUUAGUCCGAGUUUGCAUCCUUGCACUACACACGAGACGUUUGCCGUUUCUCAUUUUAGUAACCAACUUCAACACUAUAAUAUAUGAUGUGUACCGUGACGGUGCCAACUUGGACUAAGCAUAUAGUACUCAAUCUACUUAUGAGAUAGAGUAAAGCGCAUAAUUAUUAUUAGAGUUUUAAAUAGUAUGUUCUUACCCUUACCCAUUAGUACCCGACUACGGCGAUGUGCGAAGAUGCAUUAUGAUUAUACGCCUUCAAAAAAUAUGUGCGAACUGCUAGUUAAUAUAAUUAUUUUUAAUAUUUCAUAGUAUAGUGAAAUUAUAACUAAUAGUCUUCUGUUACCAAUAUCUUUUUUUUUUAAUAUAUAUUUUUUUCUUAUUAGUGUUUAGAGUACGCAAUAUUAAAUGUGGCAAUUCUUAGUAAUUUAUGGCUAUGCCUCAUUCCUAAUUAUAGCACUUAGACUUUUUUUUUAAUUUCAUAUUCGUUCAUAUUAAAUUUAAGCUAAGAUUCAUACAAAACCAGAGUUUUUCUAACUUGUUAUUUAUUGAACUGCAUUAUUGUUUAUUUUCUAUUCUUGUUAUAUUAUCUACUUGUAUAUUUCUCGAAUAUUUGGAACUUGUUAAUUCCUGUCACGAUAAUGUAGUUCGAUUUAAUCUUAAUACUGAGACUUUAGAUGGAUGUGACCAAAUAUUAAAAAUAAAAUAAUUCCAAAUUUGAA